AUGCUAUUGACACCAGCUGAAACUGCUGAAACGAAAAUUCAAGCGCCGUCUGCCACGACAGCUAAGUCGAAAUCCCUACCCGCAGAACUCAAUGUAGCCGUGCCGGUCACUUGUGUGGAUAUGCAGGGUACCGCGGAUGCUGCGAUAAAGGACCAGGUGGUGAUCACGAACACGGAGGUCAAACCUAGGAGCCGACCUCUUAUCGUGUCUUCGACAAUUUCAUUGAACGACAUGGAUUUGGCCAAGAGUCGUGCGAGCUGUUACGGCAGUUACGCUCAAGUCGACUGA
Macrosiphum euphorbiae (potato aphid) is the source of this 288-nucleotide messenger RNA. NCBI's taxonomy places the organism in Eukaryota, Metazoa, Arthropoda, Insecta, Hemiptera, Aphididae. The record is from the annotation of a GenBank genome assembly.